AUGUCCGAGUCGAACGAAGAUGCAGUCAAAAAACCCGACUACAAAGAUGUGGAAUACAAUCUACCAAGAAACGAGGAAGCACUUCCCAGCAUCGCUGCAGAGCAUGCCCGCCUAAAUGACCAAGCAGCUAGCUACACCGAUCUGAUGAAAGACAAGAUUGUCCAUGCACCCCUCAAGAGUCCGACCGAGAUACUUGACGUAGGUUGGGGCACUGGCAUUGUAACGCGCCAUCUGGGCUCGAUAUACCCCUCCGCCUCUGUUUAUGGGAUCGACAUAUCGCCCGUCCCUCCCACAACUGCUUCCGACGCCAUUUCUUCAACGCCAUCGAAUGUCGAAUCCAUUAUCGGUGAUAUCCGCAAAGUGGCUGGAGAAGACGAACGGCUGAGAGCUGGAAACUUCGAUUGCAUUUUCCAGCGCCUGCAGAGGUUGUGUAGCGAUCUAUAUCAGCGAUGCUUAAGCCUUGAGGGUUAA
Molecule: messenger RNA, 471 nt
Organism: Letharia lupina
Lineage: Eukaryota; Fungi; Ascomycota; Lecanoromycetes; Lecanorales; Parmeliaceae
Exons: 2
Coding region: 1-471 (156 amino acids)
Source: RefSeq, a predicted model, not a curated record